Messenger RNA from Trichomonas vaginalis G3, 1497 nucleotides. RefSeq names its product 5'-3' exonuclease protein. Gene Ontology annotation, cellular component: nucleus. Gene Ontology annotation, molecular function: 5'-3' RNA exonuclease activity; RNA binding. Gene Ontology annotation, biological process: nuclear-transcribed mRNA catabolic process. The coding region runs from base 1 to 1497 and encodes 498 amino acids. NCBI's taxonomy places the organism in Eukaryota, Parabasalia, Trichomonadida, Trichomonadidae. The transcript has a single exon. The record is from RefSeq and is a predicted model, not a curated record.
AUGGGUGUUCCUGGAUAUCUUCAAUGGAUCCUUACAAGAAUAUCGGAUACACAGUUCCAUCAUAGCGCCAAAUCUAGUCCUUAUGACAAUCUUUAUAUUGACAUGAACUCUAUCAUAUAUUAUGCUAUUAAUAAAAUAAAUUUUAAAGAUAGAUUACCAAAUCAAGACCUUGUUAAUGAAAUCGUUAUUAAAAUAGAUGAAUUAGUUAAGAUGGCGAGACCAAAGAAAAUAAUUUUAAUCGCAGUCGAUGGAUGUCCUCCAACGGCAAAAAUCUCUCAACAAAGAUCCAGAAGAUAUGCAUAUUCGGCAAAUUAUCAAGACAGUUCAUUUGAUUUAUCAAAUGUUUUCCCAGGCACAGAAUUUAUGAUAAAUUUAAACAAAUUAUUAGAAUCUCAACUCCUUAAUAAGAUCACCAAUGAUGAAAUUUGGAGCAAAGCAAAGCUAUAUUAUAGCGAUGUGUUUUGCCCUGGAGAAGGUGAACACAAAAUUGUUGAUUUUAUUCGCUCAAUAUCUAAUGAUCCUGAAUAUUCACAUUCAGAAUGGUCAUAUAUUUAUACAGUUGACACUGAUGUUAUAUUUCUUGCGCUUUCAAUUCAUAAUCCAAAUUAUUCUUUAAUUUUUGAACCACAAAAUGGAUCACAAUACACAGUUAUACAUAUAGAUAGUAUUAGAGAAUACAUAUUUCAGCAGUUUGAACCAUAUUGCAAACCAGAUUUCGAAAGAAUUAUUGAUGAUUAUGUAUUUUUAUCAUUUUUAUUCAAAAACGAUUUCUUCGCUGGAUUUAAAGAACUAGAAUUUUGCACACAAUCAAAGGACACAAUAAUUACGAAUUAUAGAGCUGCCAGAAAAGCCUUGGGAGGUUUUAUUGUUAAUGGCAAUGAUAUUAAUAUAGAAUUACUCAAGAAAUUUAUUGAAUCAUAUUUAAUUUCAAAUAAAAUAUCAGAAUCAGAUAAAAUUGAUUUUAAAUGCGAUGAUGAACAAAAGAUCGUAGAUGAAACAUUGAGAGUUUUCAUGUGGAUGCAUCAAUACUACAAAUCUGGAUGUCCUGAUUGGACAUUUUCAUAUCAAUAUCCAAAACCACCUCCUAUAACACUUUUUCACAAAUUAGUUCGUGAUAUUCCUUCUAAUUUUGAUAGAAAUAUUCGAAUUCCAACUGCUGUUGAGUUGCUACUUAUAAUACUUCCUAAGUCAAGAUCUUUUGUUUCAAAGUUUCCUGAAUUUUUCCCAGAAAAAUACAAAGUUAUUGGAGAUACAAAGCAUCAAAGAGCUCUUCUUGAUCCGAUAUAUUUCAAAGUUAUACUUGAUGAAUAUUCAAAACUUGGAUUCAAAGAUAUCGAUCUCAAAUGCAAUGAAAUUCACAUGCUUAGAGAAGUCUCAAAUGGAGAAUUCCAUGAAGCAUCAAUUCCUGAACCAAAACCUUUUGAACCAAUUCUUAAUUCAAUCUUCACUAUUAAUAAGAACAAAUCUCCACAUUCCAAAAAGAAACCCAAGAAAUAA